CGUGCCAGUCGAAAGAUGAUCUGUGUCAAGUCAAACAUCAUGGCUGGGACUUUGGAAUGGAUUAGUGCAACUGCUUUGGAGUACCGGAUCACACUAAUGCUGGCUUUGGCAGCGACGGUAAUGGUGUAUUUUAUGACCCGGAAACGUUACAAGCUUCCACCGGGACCACGUGGUCUCCCGUUGCUUGGCAAUAUUCUAGCUAUACAAAACAAGUCACUGUUCCGGAUGCUGAUACAGUUGGAAAAGAAGUACGGCCCCGUGAUAACCCUUAACCUUGGUCCAAUACGCACUGUGUUUCUCAACAACUUGGAAGUUGUGCAGGAAGCGUUCGUAGGGAAGUCUGUGGACUUUGCGGGACGGCCGCAGACGUUCUCAGGAUUGGCUUUCACCGAGGGAGGCAAGGACAUUGCUUUCACAGAUUAUGGACCGACGUGGCAACUCCAUCGGAAACUGGCACUGAGGGCUCUCAAGCACUACAUGAAAGGCGAGAGGUUUCAGGACACGAUAACUGAAGUUAUGGAAGCUGUGACUGUAGAGAUGGGGACAGAGACGGGCUCGUUUGACAUCUACAGCUACAUCAACCUCGCCAUCUUCAACAUCAUCAGCAAGAUCUGUUUCAAUGAGAAGUUUUCAUCGGACAAUGAAGAGUUCCUGAACGUCUGUAAGACACUUGACAUCUUCUCGCAAGAAACAGGAAAUGGAUUCGCGGAAGAUGUAUUCCCUCCUUUAAGACUUUAUCCAACAGCAAAAUUCAGGAAGUUCAUGAAACUAAACGACGAGGUACUUGACUUCAUGUACAAAAGGAUCAACUCACACAGAGAAACGUUUAUAGCAGAUGCACAACGUGACUUCACAGACGCCAUGUUGAUUGCCCAGAAAGAGGCAGAGGAGGAAGAGGACCAGGAGCUACUAGAACAGAUUACCAACACGCAUCUUGGCCAGACAGUAGCGGAUGUUUUCGGAGCGGGCUUGGACACGUCUCGACAGACUCUGUAUUGGACAGUCCUGUACCUUGCAGCCUACCCGGAAGUACAAGCGAAACUCCAUGCGGAAGUGGACAGGGUGUUGGGAAGGAAAACCUUCAGAAUUCAAAUCAUUUCCUGUCAGUGCCAUUUUCAAAUGAAGUUUGCGAAGUUUAUCACAGGCAUUUAG
Messenger RNA from Haliotis rubra (blacklip abalone), 1152 nucleotides. Its product is annotated as cytochrome P450 1A5-like. NCBI's taxonomy places the organism in Eukaryota, Metazoa, Mollusca, Gastropoda, Lepetellida, Haliotidae. Bases 16 to 1152 code for a protein of 378 amino acids. Gene Ontology annotation, biological process: progesterone metabolic process; hormone biosynthetic process. The transcript is spliced from 9 exons. Gene Ontology annotation, molecular function: heme binding; iron ion binding; steroid 17-alpha-monooxygenase activity. The record is from RefSeq and is a predicted model, not a curated record.